Molecule: messenger RNA, 1539 nt
Organism: Bipolaris maydis ATCC 48331
Lineage: Eukaryota; Fungi; Ascomycota; Dothideomycetes; Pleosporales; Pleosporaceae
Product: cytochrome P450
Molecular function (GO): heme binding; monooxygenase activity; oxidoreductase activity, acting on paired donors, with incorporation or reduction of molecular oxygen
Source: RefSeq, a predicted model, not a curated record
AUGCCACCAUCGUCUACAGACCAGCCUACCAUCAGGCAGCUCUUCGAGCAUGCCGAGAUUUUGACACUGCGCAAUGCCUUGAUCAUCGCACCCGUCCUCUACAUACUGUUCCGUCUAAUCUACGCCCUAUUUCUCUCACCCUGCCGCAAGAUCCCCGGUCCGUUCCUAGCGAGAAUAACAGGGUUGUGGGAGGCGAAGAAGGUGGUCGAAGGAGAUUCCCACAAAGCAAUCAUCAAGCUGCACGAGCAAUACGGUCCCGUGGUACGCAUUGCACCGAAUCGCUACGACUUCGACACGCUAGAAGCAACAAAAAUCAUCUACCGCAUCGGCAACGCGUUUCCAAAGUCAAAAUACUAUGUUCCGUUUGGAUCGCCACAUGGUCCGAAUGUGCUGAAUGCGCUCGAAAACGAGCUGCAUGCGACGAUGAAGAGACAGCUCGCGUCGCUGUAUUCCAUGUCGACGUUGCUGUCGUAUGAAGCCACCGUGGACAGCCAGACGGCCAUUAUGAGGCAGAAGCUUGAUAGUUUCGCUGCGACGGGCGAAUUGGUGAAUUUGCCAGCGUUCUUCCAGUACUAUGCUUUCGAUGUGGUUGGCAUGAUUACUCUUGGAAGUUCUAUGGGCAUGAUGGAGGCUAAUGCAGAUACCUCUGGUAUUUGUGCGGCGCUUGACACUGCCUUUGACUACGCGUCUGUGGCGGGACUCUUCCCAGCAUUGCAUCCAUGGCUGAUGUCUCUGAUGGGCGUGCUUCGCGUGCCGAGUCCUACAUUAGGAUUAGACAAUUUCGUUGAGGAGAAGAUGGAGCUGCAUAUGGAUGAAGCUGCGCAAGCUGAUGGGUCCAAGAAGAGCGCGACGUUUCUGUCGAAGAUGGUUGCGUUGAAGAACCAAGGCAAAGCCACCAAGCAUGAUAUCCGAGUCUGCAUGACAACGAACAUUUCAGCGGGCUCGGACACGACGGCCAUCAGCUUGAGCGCCAUCGUAUACUACUUAUGGACUAACCCUAGGGUCUUGGAGCGACUUCGACAGGAGCUGGAUGCUCAAUCAAAAGCCGGACGACUGUCCGAUAUGCCGACUUAUCAUGAAGCUCAGGAAAUACCAUAUCUGCUAGCUGUUAUUAAGGAGGCUCUGCGGCUUCACUCCGCUGUUGGCACACAACUGACACGCGUGGUACCCAAGGGCGGUUGUGUGAUAGAAGGACAUUAUUUUCCUGAGGGUGCCGAGGUUGGAGUCAAUGGCUGGGCACUGCAUUAUAACAAAGAGAUGUUUGGCAAGGACGUCCAUGAAUUCAGGCCUGAACGUUGGCUGGAAGGUGAUAAGACGAAUAUCGGGCUGCCGGAAUCUUUUGCAUUUGGUCAAGGUUCCCGCUCCUGCCUCGGUAAAAACAUCAGCAUCCUAGAAAUGUCCAAAGUUAUUCCACAAGUAGUCCAGAACUUCGAUAUCGACAUUUCACCCAACGCUCAAGCUUGGUCAGGCAACUGUCGUUGGUUCGUGAAGCCAGAGUAUAAAGCCCGGCUGAGGCACCGGACAAAAUCAGGGAAAUGA